UCUCACUGAGCCACUUAAGCCUGGAGUAGGAAAGAUUGAAGUGGGGAGGAAAACAAGCAAGCAGCAGACAGAAAGAGAAGGGACAGGACGAAGCCAUGCAGACAGUGAAGCAGCGCUGCAACGAUGCUUGAUCACUGACCCGCAGAAGACCUUUCUUCCACUUUGACUGGUUUAGGAAUAGAAGACGUCAGCCCUGCGGAGGAGAGUCAUUAUCCCAGCUGGACGAAAAGAGAAAAAGAAAGUGAACUCUUCAAAUGAAAAGGAUGUUCAGAGGGACCAGAUAGAGUAAAGAGAAACAAGUAACAGGUGUCCCUACAAAGGCUGCUCAAACUCUAUCAUCGCCUGAUUGAAACACAAAGAGUCGGAUAAGUCAGGAAACAGACAGAAAGCAGAAUGGCCAACUCAGGUCUUCAAUUGUUGGGUUACUUUCUGGCGUUGGGCGGCUGGAUUGGCAUCAUCUCCACCACCGCCCUGCCCCAGUGGAAGCAAUCGUCCUAUGCCGGAGAUGCCAUCAUCACGGCCGUGGGUCUGUACGAGGGGCUGUGGAUGAGCUGCGCCUCGCAGAGCACAGGACAGGUGCAGUGCAAGAUCUUUGACUCCAUGCUGUCGCUGGACAUCCACAUCCAGACAUGCCGGGCUCUCAUGGUCGUGUCGGUGCUGCUGGGCUUCAUCGGCAUCAUUGUCAGUGUGGUGGGCAUGAAGUGCACCAAGGUGGGAGAUAACAACCCUUCCACUAAGACCCGCAUUGCUGUGACCGGAGGAACCCUCUUCCUGCUUGCAGGUCUAUGCACACUGGUGUCUGUGUCGUGGUACGCCACUCAAGUGUCCUAUCAGUUUUUCAACCCAAAUACUCCCCCCAACGCCAGGUAUGAGUUUGGCUCCGCCCUGUUUGUGGGAUGGGCAGCGGCCAGCCUGACAGUUCUGGGUGGAUCCUUGCUGUGCUGCUCCUGCUCUAAAGACGACAUGCGAGGGCAGCAGUAUUACCGCCAAUCACAGCCUUCCACAGCCAGGGAGGCAGAGUUGUUGAGUGAAACUAGUUUCCCUGACUGAUCAGCCCCUGCCUUUUUAUCGAGGACUGUCCGACUGUCCAACUACUGAAUCCCUACUUUUUUCCCAUUAUCUCCUCCACCCAAAAUUUGGACCUCUGGUUGUAGAUGAGUCCCUCUUUUUGCCUGAAUAUCUGUGCCUUAUGAGUUUAAUGGGUUCCCAGAUGUACUUCCUUCUACAAUUUUUCCCACUGUCUGAGCCUCUUCUGUAAAUAUGGACUCUUAAAGUAUAUGUGAUCACAUCUUUUUCUUUAAAAAAAGAGAUGUCAACUUUCUUCUAUCUCCUCCAUCCCCUCUUCCUUCCUGUUGUUGUCUGAAACUUAACAAUGAAUUAAAACAUAUAGGUUUCAUUUAUGACUUGACUGAAGUCCUGAUGACCUCUGGGUGUUAAAAAUGUGUCUUUUGGGUUUAUUUUGUUUGUUGUAUCUGUACUUUGACUGAAAUGUGUCUUUUUUUUCCCUUUUGAAUUUCAGACCAAAUGUUAAAAGUACCCCACCAGAGAAAAGGGAGCAGUACUUGUAGUUUGGGAGUCUUCUGGCCUUACCAUGGUUUAGGUUCUGUCAACCCUCUCACUGAGGAAUUCAAAACAGACAAGAAUCAAUUUCUGACACGCUUGUUUCAAGCAGUUUGCAUCAACAUAAUUCUUUUCUUUCUUUUGGACAUUAAAGAAAAUGUUUGGCAAAGUUUUAUGAAUUAAAUCUUUUGGGUGGGGGCUUGAAAGAGAAAAUAUCCUUCUCUGUGUUUUUGACUUUGGGAGGGAAGUCAUUCAGGAUAUGUUUUCUGUAACAUGUUAAAAUGCCUAGGUGUAUGUACCACCUACUGUAUUCUUUGUUUUUAUUUACUACAUAUAUAAUGUUUUACUACAGUGCCUUAUAACACAUGUUUGUAUGUAUUUGAGCACAUAGACUGGUUCUGUCUCCCGUCUCGUCUGAGGGACGAGUGUCCACAGCUCCUCUGCCAGCAGUUCUGUAGGCCAUUUCUAUUGUUGGAUUUCUAACAAUGGAUGUGAAGCUACUCUGCAGUACCACUGAUAAAACAAGAAAUGCAUACACUCCAUACAACUUCAAUGUAAUGUCUUAUGCACUGUUUGUUUAAAGCCUGUCUCCAAGCAGCCUGGAUUGAGGAGAAACCAAUUACCUUCACUUGUUUUUCUGUGUCGCUAUGGUUUAGUGUGCAUGACAGAGUUGUCGUAUUUUGGAUUCUAAAGGAUGUACUGUUCUGUGUACUAAGGAACAUCCAUUUACUGUGUGCCCAUCUGAUGCCUGCAUUUAUUCACCAUGCCAGUCCUUUGUCUAAUAUUUUCCUCCUCCAUCUUGUAUAUCAUCUCGUUUACAGUAUACCCAUGUCUAGUAAAAAGAGACAAAAAACGUGAAUUUUGCUCUGAGUCACUGCUUUGUUAGUUUUUUCCUAACUUUUACCCCCUGCCCGACUAUUCGCCCACUCUCCCCACUACUUCCUGCUUUCUGGCUAAAUCCUACUUUUGCACCCUGUUGUUCAAUAAUUGCAGACGUGGAAUUCCACUUCUGCUCCACUGGGCUGUGGCACAUUCUUAAAAAGGUUAACUUGCUCAACAAGGCUGAAAUUUUGUUCUUGUUUUGUUCACUUUAUAGAAGAAAACAUUAAAGCCUUAUCAUGA
Molecule: messenger RNA, 2682 nt
Organism: Melanotaenia boesemani (Boeseman's rainbowfish)
Lineage: Eukaryota; Metazoa; Chordata; Actinopteri; Atheriniformes; Melanotaeniidae
Gene: cldn19
Product: claudin 19
Exons: 5
Coding region: 394-1050 (218 amino acids)
Biological process (GO): bicellular tight junction assembly; cell adhesion
Cellular component (GO): plasma membrane; bicellular tight junction
Molecular function (GO): structural molecule activity
Source: RefSeq, a predicted model, not a curated record